Molecule: messenger RNA, 1778 nt
Organism: Dermacentor silvarum
Lineage: Eukaryota; Metazoa; Arthropoda; Arachnida; Ixodida; Ixodidae
Exons: 2
Coding region: 264-1778 (504 amino acids)
Source: RefSeq, a predicted model, not a curated record
UCUGGCAACGCUGUGCGCCGGCAUCCGGCGCCCCUAGGAAACUUCCGGUAGCGGUUCCUUUGGCUCGUUUUUGCUGGUAGUUGUUGGCUCGCGCGCUCGUCCUGUGCGUAUUAUGUGUUAUUUUGGGGGUUUAUCAAUAUCAGUGCGACUUGUGGCAUUAACUGUGUUGCGUGACGGCGAGUAGCUCUCUGGAGCAUUGACUGUUUUCGUUACUUUCAAUCCUCAACGGUGUUUUCCUGGCUGUUGUUGUUGCUGGCUUGAAAAUGCAUUCCGAAUCGUACAUAUCACCUGUGAAACGUUCAAGGAAGGGUUCGUGUUGUGUCGUGCCAGGGUGCAGCCUUCGCUCAGGAACCAACCUCCUUUCGAAAGUUCGAACAUUUAGGUUCCCUGUCGAGGCUGACAGGAGAAACGCCUGGAUAGCAGCGGUGCGCCGGGACAAGUGGCAGCCUACCAAGAGCUCCCAGAUUUGCUCUGCUCACUUCAUCCAAGGCCAGCCGUCUUGUGAUCCAAAUCACCCGGACUACACCCCUACAGUGUUUCCGUAUAGAGCACAAGGAAACUCUGGGCAGAAGAUUGCAAGGUUUCAGCGUGCUCAAAGAAAACGUCCUUUUGAACGAGCAGACAAUGUUGCUGAUUCCAGUUCCGACCCUUCAACAUCCACGAGUGACGCUAAUGGCCUCUGUGACAGUCCAAAGAUGUGCGAUGGUGAAACACAAACAGAACUCACCACAAAGGACAUUGCAGUUCUGCUACAAGAAAAUGAGGCGAUGAAGCAACGUCUGAGAGAUAUGGAACACAGCUCUGAACCUGCUGAAAAGGAAGAAGCGAUCAACCUUCCAGAAAUUACACGAACUGUGGUGAUGCAGUCAGAUAAAACUUUGAAGUUUUACACAGGGCUAGUCUCUGCUACAAUGUUCAGGGCUCUGCUGCAGUUUGUGUUGUCUAUUUGGACACCAUCAAAUACAACAAGCCUGGAUGCAGAGCAGCAGCUGCUUCUGGUGCUCAUGAGACUGCGUCUGGGGCUGCUCACCAAUGAUCUUGCGUACCGAUUCGGCAUUUCAGUAGGUUCCGUGAGCGUCAUUUUCCAUUCAUGGCUUGAUGUUCUAGCCACGAAUUUUAAGAAGUUCAUCAUUUGGCCAUCCCGACUAGCACUACAAUCUCACCGCCUGCCAGCUUUUGAGGACACAUUAUUUGACAACCUAAGAGGUAUAAUUGACUGCACAGAAAUAUUUAUUCAGCGCCCAACUGCUCUGGAAGCUCGGAGUCAGACCUAUUCCAAUUACAAGCACCACAAUACUGUGAAGGUACUUGUUGUGAUUUCACCUUCAGGUUCAGUAACUUUUGUGUCCAAGGCAUGGGGUGGAAGGGCAUCUGACAAAGAUAUCACACUGCGUAGUGGAGUGCUAGAUAUGGUUGAGGAAGGGGAUUGCUUUCUGGUCGACAGAGGCUUCCGAUGUGAAGAGAUGUUUGCUGCUCGAGGUGCAACAAUACUGAUGCCCUCCUUGACAAAAAAACGACCACAGCUUUCAGGAGGAGAGGUAACAACAUCAAGAAAGCUCUCUCGGGUUCGCAUCCAUGUUGAAAGAGCUAUUCAACGACUGAAGCUCUUCAGAUCGCUCCAAGGUGUGCUACCGGUGAGCUUUGUUAAAAGAUCAAGUGACAUGGAUUGUGCAACAAUCGACAAGGUGCUAGUCGUCUGCAGUGGGCUCGUCAACCUGCAAACUCCUAUCAUCAACAACCUUGAGAAAGACAUUACCAUGGAUCAUGAAGCAGCAUGA